Molecule: messenger RNA, 2637 nt
Organism: Malania oleifera
Lineage: Eukaryota; Viridiplantae; Streptophyta; Magnoliopsida; Santalales; Ximeniaceae
Product: E3 ubiquitin-protein ligase At4g11680-like
Exons: 3
Coding region: 1025-2083 (352 amino acids)
Source: RefSeq, a predicted model, not a curated record
CUGGUGCUUCCCCAACAUAAUAGAAUUAACAGAUGGGUUGGAUUAGUUGAAGCCGCGGUUGCUCUCAUUAUCUCAUCGUUGCUUAUUACACAAACAAGAACAGCCAGAGGGGAGUUCAAGUUAGGCCAACGGUUAGUUUCUUUCCCUCCGAUUCCCUUGGAACCAAAGCAAAGCCGUUCGAUUCUUGGUCACCAUCUCAAACCCACCUUCUCUGCUGCUGUUGCCCAAUCCCUUUUUAUUUGCAGUUGCUGCGACAUGGGUUGGAUCGUGAUCGUAUUGGGAUCCAUCUGAGGCUACCCAUUAGAGUUCUCCCCCUCAGGUUCAUGCUUUGGUAUUUAUUUAUGUGGUUUGAUUUCAAAAUUGGUGCCUUUGAGGUUUGAUGUUGCUUAACCAUUAGAGUUAUUUGCCGUAGGUUCAUGACUUGGUACCUUUUUCUUUUUGCUAUGAUUUGAUUUGAAGAUAUUUGAGAAUUGGGGCCUUCGAAGUUUAUAGUUGUGGGGCUUUGAGGAUUUGAAGUUGUUCAGCUGGAGGAUCAUGCUUAACAACAAACCCAUCUCAUGGUUUUUGCUGGAAGCUUAAGAUUUGGACAAAAUGAGCACUGGGUGUUUGAAGAUUUGUGUCUGCUAGAAGUUGGUCUUGGUUCAGAAUUGGAGAGUCUGGCUUGCUUAAUCAUAUGUGUAGGAACUGGAAGCUUUACAUCAGCUGCUGCUGCCUGACCGCUCUGGUAUUCUCAAAAUCUCUGUUCUUUCAUGGGACAUGAGGGGAGAAUUCUUGAAAUAUUGUGAGUGAAAAAGGAUCUUAAUUACAACCCAUAUGUGUUUGGCUUAUGUGAUUUCUAUUAUUAUUAUCUUUUUGAGUACAAGUUCUAUAGAAUUCAUGCUGAUAAGCCAAUUUCAAUCGAAGCUUAAUGCUGAAAAUGACGCGUCGCCAGUCUUCUACAACUCAAUCUGUGAUACGUGCUUCUUCAUGAUCAACUGAGCUUUGUCUGCUGUAUCUAGAAUAAGCUCAUAUUUAUUGCUUCCCCAUGAAUACCCGUUACUUUUUUCCGCCUGAGUCGUUGUGUAGUUCUGCUACUCCUGUUUCAUUUUCGUCGAUUUCUCCAGCUGGAGAAGAUCGUAUCGCUGCAGGUGUCCGGAACAGGUCACCUCGCGUCGCCCCCUCCUCGCUCUUGAUAAGAAUAGCAAUGAGGAUAUCUAGAGCAAGGUGGUUCAGCUUCCUAAGAAGAGUAUUCCACUACCAGAAUGGGUCAAGAUCAAACCUUGGGUCCAAUCCUUUCAAUUCUGGCACCUGGAUGGUGCUGGAGUUCUUAGCUUUAGCUGUUCAAAUAAGCAUCACAUCACUAACUUUGGCAAUUUCUAGAGCGGAGAAGCCGGUCUGGCCUAUGAGAUUAUGGAUUAUUGGGUAUGAUUUUGGCUGCCUUCUCAGUUUGCUACUGCUUUAUUGGCGCUAUUGGCAUACGUGUAUAAAUCAAGCAGACGGUGUGAGCCACUCCGACAUAGAGCAGCAGAGGGGAGAUGAAGAAUUCAGGAGCUCGCAUUUAAUGAACAGGUUUCGGACCUCCAUUGAGCUCUUCUUUGCAAUAUGGUUUGUGAUGGGUAAUGUUUGGGUCUUCGAUUCUCGCUUGGGAUCUUUCCAUCGUGCUCCGAAGCUUCAUGUGCUCUGCAUCUCUCUGCUUGCUUGGAACGCUGUCAGCUACUCCUUUCCUUUCCUCCUUUUCUUGUUGCUAUGUUGCUGUGUGCCUUUGGUCAGCAACCUACUCGGAUACAACAUGAACAUGGGGUCCAUCGAUCGUGGGGCAUCUGAUGAUCAAAUCUCCAAGAUACCCAGUUGGAGAUACAAAGCAAUCGACUCAUUAGAGCUCAGCAACGGCAGUGAUUGUGACACGGCCCUCGCAAAUGAAAGUCUAGUAAGUUUCACAGGCUUGAAAGUUGGAACCCACAACUAUAUGCAGCUAAACCCAGUCGGGAAACUGUCCAUUAGAUUGUUGUUUAGCCUGAUUAAACUGGGAAAGUUGUCAAACUUGUCUCUUAAUUUGAUCCUUGUGGAACCUAAUGAGUUUCUUCUAUUCUGCUUUGUUAAAUAGGAAUGCUGCAUCUGCCUAGCCAAAUAUAGAGACAAGGAAGAGGUGAGGCAGCUGCCUUGUUCCCAUAUGUUUCACCUCAAGUGUGUGGAUCAAUGGCUCAGAAUUAUAUCUUGCUGUCCUCUUUGUAAACAAGAAAUAGUCAGGUGAAAAGGCAAGCUGAAAAUGGCCAUCUGAACUGAAGGGGGGUUUGUUUUAAAAAUUUUUAAAAACAAAUUUUUUUUUUUGCAUACUUUCUUUUCCUUUCUCUUUCUUGUGUUUUGUUCUAUGUGAAUCUGCAUGGUUACUUGAGUGAGUUUAUUCAUUGUACAGUGGAGCUCACCAGUGACCGAGACUACAUUGAAAUUUCUAUUUUAUCUUGGAGAAGAUACUUUUGCAGGAAUUGAUGAUGUUGUAACCCUGCUUCCAUUGGGUAGCACAUUCCAUUGCUCCCAGAGGAUACCCCAAUACUUGUAUAUGCAUUUUUGUUUUUUGUUUUUUUGAAUUAUUAAUAAUGAUGAAUGGAAUACAUUUACCUGUACUAAAUAAUGGUUAAUGGAGUGACUAUAAUUUUAUUA